Messenger RNA from Suillus clintonianus, 2179 nucleotides. RefSeq lists its product as uncharacterized. Bases 190 to 1806 code for a protein of 538 amino acids. The record is from RefSeq and is a predicted model, not a curated record. Lineage: Eukaryota; Fungi; Basidiomycota; Agaricomycetes; Boletales; Suillaceae. The transcript is spliced from 5 exons. Gene Ontology annotation, molecular function: protein binding.
GUUCACUUCAAAAAACUUAUUAGUAUAUAUGCUUCUGAAUCGUGUUUGCCGUGACACAAAAAGCUAGUUUCCAUGCAGAACGGUGCGUGUAGCAGCUGAAACACGAACCCGUGGGACUUGGUCUAUGUUUGAACAGGGCAAAUUAUUCAAUUGAUUGAUCUCCUUGGUCAGGACCAACACUCACAGGGCAUGGGUUUCACAAAAUCAGCACCGAGUCUCAACACUCUCCCAGUGGAGAUAUUGUGCCACUUGUUCUCCUUCCUUCCAGCUUUACCGAUCUUGCGUUGUACAUCGACCUGUCGCUACCUUCGCAAAGUCCUUGAUGACUCUUCAGCACUGCAGUAUGCGAUUGAACUCGAAGCACAAAAGAUGGUGGAGGUCGCUGCACCAGACGCAACGUCAUCUCCCGCAGAGCGCUUAGAGAUUCUGAGGAACCAAAUGUCUUCCUGGCGAGCUUUUAAACCCACCAUCGUGAAUCACUUUGAGCAGCCAGGUGGCGAGGUAUCCAUGUCGUUCGGGAAUUUCACCACAUGGGAUGAUGAACCCCAGAUCGCGCAAAUUCGCGCGCUAGACUCAGGCCCUUCGGAUUCCCAGUCAUAUAGGCGUUGGGAUGCAAGCAGCUAUCCGAUGCCAAAGGAUACUCCUUUCCGAGUCCACAGCGUUUGCAUGGACCCAUCCCAGGAUUUGUUUGCUUUUGUGGUACUCGAGCCGAACCACAUGGCGGAAAUUUCAUGCCGGAUUUACUUGGAGACCCUUAGCACAAGCGAGCCACAUCCUUUGGCUGCCAGUGAGAUCCUUACCUCCUUCAAGCCGCACAUCUCAGCAAACUGUACCUUUGACCAGACAAAGAUAAAGCUCAAAAUCUGGGGGGACCGCAUUGUGCUCUUCAACUUCUGCGAUGAAUAUUUUCCAUGUCCUGCAAGAAUGCAGAUUUGGAACUGGCAAGAGAGACAGGACUUCAAGUGCGUCUAUCGAGAGCAGGAACCAUACGGCAAGAUGGAUGACUGUUGUAUCGUGAACCGAGAUCACUUGAUCGUAUCUUCUAGAAUGACCGGCCGUCUACCAUGCAGACUGAGCAUCUUCUCAUUUUCUGACCUUGCGAAACCCCCAGUCCGCAUUGCAGAGUGUGUCUUACCCUUCCAACCAGAGGCAACAUUCCUGCGGCAUUCUCCGUUUGUAACUAUCUCCCCGGAUGUCCGUCGUUCCAUGGCCCCUCAGGACAUACGCUUCUAUCCAAAUGCUGAAAAUCAGCUCAUCGCUUUCAAUAUCGACGGUCCACCCAGCCUCGUCUUUAUCAUUGACACCGAUAAACUCCUCACCGCCUGCCAAAGCAGUGUACAUAUUGAGGGACAGAGCCGCGUUUUUCCCUGGAAGGAAUGGGGUCCAAACUGUUCACGAUGCAUCGUAGACCCCAUCCCUAACAGUCUUUACGUCCUGCGAUUAGAAGUUGCCGGUUGCAGAGCAAUCCAUGCCGCCCCGAAUGACGUCGAUUGCACAUCCUAUAGCCUGCACGCGUACGACUUUAACAAGUACCGCAUAUCGCGUGCCGCAGCUUCCGAGGACUUUCGCGGUCGCAUUAUCACAGGGCCAACGACAAUCAAACAUCAACAGCUCAAAGAAGAAAUUGUAACAAACCUUCCUUACAUGGUCGUUGAAGACGAGGGACGCAUCGAGACGGCUGCGAACAUGAUAGAUGUUACUUUCGAUGACGAGCACAUUUUGAUCAUCAAGAGCUCGGAGCGGGAUGAAAACGAAUUUGUGAUCGACGUUGCUAAGCCCUCCACUAUGACCGCGCGAAGGGAAUAGGAUGAAAACAGGUAUGAAAUUGUACGAUUGAUGUCGUCGAAAAGGAUUGCCAGGCCGCGUCGGUCAAAUGUCAGAGAACUACUCGUCGUGUUAUUGAUAUUAGUUUACAGCUUUUGGGUUCUGACCGGCAUAUUCUGUAUGUACAUAGUGUUGAUAGAUGUACCAGCAACUUUUUGGAACAGAUGCUGACGUCGAUAGACUAUUUGACGUACGCCAGAACUGUCGUUAUUAACGUAGCAGACAAGGUUUUCGAGGUCUUCUGAUUACUUACGUUUUUAUGGUAAGGUACUCGUAAGUUAGUAAGUUACGAGUAGUGUCGCUGCGGCUUGGCAGCCGAACGGUGGCAAAAGUGAGAAUAGCGCACAUCGGAUCU